AUGGCCACGUCGGCGCUGCAACAGACCACCAGCUUCCUAGGGCAGGCCCUGGUCUCCCGCCCCGCCGGCGUCGAUGCCGGCAGCCGCAUCACCAUGCGCCGCACCGUCAAGAGUGCUCCCCAGAGCAUCUGGUACGACCCUGACCGCCCCAAGUACCUUGCCCCGUUCUCCGAGCAGACGUCGUCGUACCUGACGGGCGAGUUCCCCGGCGACUACGGGUGGGACACCGCGGGGCUCUCCGCGGACCAUGAGACGUUCGCGCGCAACCGGGAGCUGGAGGUGAUCCACUCCUGGUGGGCGAUGCUAGGCGCGCUGGGGUGCGUGUUCCCGGAGGUCCUGGCGAAGAACGACGUCAAGUUCGGUGAGGUCGUGUGGUUCAAGGCCGGCGCGCAGAUCUUCUCGGAGGGCGGACUAGACUACCUGGGGAACCCGAACCUGGUGCACGCAUAGAGCAUCCUGGCCAUCUGGGUGUGCCAGGUGGUGCUCAUGGGCUUCGUCGAGGGCUACCGCGUCGGCGGCGGCCCGCUCGGGGAAGGGCUUGACAAGGUGUACCCCGGCGGCGCCAUCGACCCGCUGGGCCUCGCCGACGACCUGGACACCACCGCCAAGCUCAAGGUGAAGGAGCUCAAGAACGGCCGCCUCGCCAUGUUCUCCAUGUUCAGGUUCUUCGUACAACGCCUCGUCAUCGGCAAGGAUCCCAUCGAAAACCUUUUCGACCACGUCGCCGACCCCGUCGCCAACAACGCCUGGGCCUACGCCACCAACUUCGUCCCCGAUGGGGAGGUCAUUGACAGGAUCAAUCUGGACAACAGGAGGCAUCUAUUCGGGAGGCAGGUUCCUGCUUGUGACUUCGUGUUGGACCAUCAGUCUGUGUCGCGUCAGCAUGCUGCUGUUAUUCCACACAGGAAUGGAAGCAUCUAUGUUAUCGACUUAGGAUCGGUUCAUGGCACCUUUGUUGCGAAUGAGAGAUUAACAAAAGACAACCCAGUUGAACUUGAAGUUGGUCAGUCACUUCGCUUUGCUGCAUCUACCAGAACCUAUAUCCUGCGAAAGAACGCAGCUGCUCUAUUCCCAACUCCUAGCCUUCCAUCGGAUGUUAGUUUGCCAUCUCCUCCGGACCCCAAUGAUGAAGAUGCUGUUGUGGCAUACAAUACAGUACUUAACCGAUAUGGUAUAAGUAAAUCUGACAUAUUAUCCAGUUCCAAAGAUUCUUCAGGAGGCGCCUCUAGUGCAAAUGAUGGUAAACAUGCAGUUGAAAGGCUCUUAAAGAGAGGUAAAAAGCGCAGAGUGUCAUUUAGAGAUCAGGUUGGUGGAGAACUUAUCCAAGUGGUUGGGAUUUCAGAUGGUGCAGAUGUUGAAACUGAACCGGGCCCCAUAGGUGUAAAGGAAGGCAGUCUUGUUGGGAAGUAUGAAUCUCUUGUACAGGUUACUGUCAUACCAAAGGGAAAGGAGCAAGCAUCACGAAAAGAAUGUACCUCUACCUCACCGAGUGGGGUAACAGAUAAGCUACAAGAGGUGCUUAAAAAAGUAAAGAGCGCAACAAGACCUGGAAUCUACGAUGACCUUUAUGGGGAUUCUGUUCCAGCAAAAGUGGGCUCAUCUUGGGCAUACAAAUCAGAUGAUCAACCUGUUGAGGAGAAGACGCGUGGCAUGAAUUUAAACAUGAAUUCAGCCGAUGACAGUGACGACUUGUUUGGUGACUAGUGAUUCAGAAUUGUCAGUGGAUACAAAAAAAUAUAUAUUCUUCAGAAUUUUGUGGCAGGGUUGUUUCAUUUGCUAGAUGCUUUUUUUUUCUUAGUUUAUACAUGAUUGUACCCUGCUGCAAAUCAAGGUAUGUUCUUUUGCCUAAUGUUAGCAACCUAAGGACAUGCUUUCUUGUAGUGAUGCUCUUGGUGAGUUUAACCUUGUUUGCCCCUAUUUUUUCUUAAUCACUUUGGUGAUUUUUUACCUCCGCUGUUUCCUUUAGCCAACCAGCUGUUAUAAGUC
Molecule: messenger RNA, 1986 nt
Organism: Zea mays
Lineage: Eukaryota; Viridiplantae; Streptophyta; Magnoliopsida; Poales; Poaceae
Product: protein phosphatase 1 regulatory inhibitor subunit PPP1R8 homolog
Exons: 7
Biological process (GO): photosynthesis, light harvesting
Cellular component (GO): membrane
Molecular function (GO): protein binding
Source: RefSeq, a predicted model, not a curated record